Messenger RNA from Hylaeus anthracinus, 761 nucleotides. RefSeq names its product multifunctional methyltransferase subunit TRM112-like protein (gene Trmt112). Gene Ontology annotation, biological process: peptidyl-glutamine methylation; tRNA methylation; rRNA (guanine-N7)-methylation. The coding region runs from base 225 to 599 and encodes 124 amino acids. The record is from RefSeq and is a predicted model, not a curated record. The transcript is spliced from 3 exons. Gene Ontology annotation, molecular function: protein heterodimerization activity. NCBI's taxonomy places the organism in Eukaryota, Metazoa, Arthropoda, Insecta, Hymenoptera, Colletidae.
AAAAACGAUUCAAUAAUGUAUUAAAUUAAUACAAUUAACUAAUUGGACGUUUUGUAAUAAAAUAGAUAUCGAAUGCGCAUAAGCUGCAAAGCCGGUAUCCUGCGGUAUCCAAAGUGGCGUGCAAUGAACUCUCAGUGAGAAUCUCUCACUUCUAAUACAAAUCCUUGGCGACAGAAAAUAAAAUUUUCUAUAUUAAUCGUUAAAUUAACAUCAUUGAUACAAAAAUGAAGCUUCUAACGCAUAAUAUGUUGACAUCUAAAUGUUUGAAAGGUGUAACUGUUGGAUAUCCCUUAGGAAUUGUCGCAAAAGAUAUUAAAGUAUCGGAAGUGGAUUUCAAUUCAGAAUUCAUUGCAAGAAUAAUUCCGAAACUCGACUGGGCUACGCUUUGGAAAGCCGCGGAAAGUAUAGGCCAUGUUGGAGAAUUGCCACAAACUUUAAUUCAAGACUUUGAAACAAAUGAGGAUUUUCUGAAGAAAGUUCAUCACGUAUUACUUGAAGUUGAAGUUAUUAAUGGAGAUCUGUUAUGCCCAGAAUCUGGUAGAAAAUUUCCUAUUAAUGAUGGUAUACCAAAUAUGCUUUUAAAUGAAGAUGAAGUUUAAACACUGAUAUUACAUUAAGAAGAGCUUAAAUCCUAUCAUAUACUUUUCUUUGUAUAAUUAGGAAAUGUUUACAUGUAUAUAAAAAGUUUGUUUUUAUUCCAAUAUGUACAAAUUUGAUUUAAUAUUUGUGUUAGCAAUUAAUAUUGAGUAGCUAAAAAUGAG